AUGAGGGUCGAUGAUCAGCCCCCAUUUGCAAAUACAGGGCUAGACUUUGCAGGUCCAUUGACAGUUGCCAGUAAAGGUAACAAUGAUGGAGAAGAGAAGUUUUAUGUCUGUCUUUUUAGUUGUAUGUCGACAAGAGCAGUUCAUUUAGAACUUGUAGAAUCGCUCAAUGUCGAGUCAUUUUUACGAGCGUUUCGAAGAUUCACAGCACGUAGAGGUUUACCGUCUCUAUUGGUAAGUGACAACGCCAAGACCUUUAAGUCAGCUUCAAAGGAUGUAAAACAUCUUUUGCGUUCCCCUAGGUUAGGUGAAAGCCUUGAAAAGAAGGGAGUUAAGUGGCAAUUCAUAGUUGAUAGAAGCCCAUGGCAAGGAGGUGCUUGGGAAAGGUUAAUAAGGAGCGUAAAACGUUGUCUAAAAAAGGUAAUAGGUCGGUCAUACCUAACGCAAAUAGAAUUAAAUACCAUCUUGAUAGAGGUUGAAGCAGUAAUCAACUCUAGGCCAAUUACUUAUGUAUAUGAUGACACUGACGGUAUUUCAUAUCCAUUGACACCGUGUCAAUUAAUUAAUGGAAGAAAUCUAUCACUUUUGCCCCAAGACAGGUACUAUGAAAUGCUAAGUACAUACGAGGUUCUUUCAAAACGAGCCAAGUAUCAUAAGACUCUACUUCAACAAUUCACGAAGAGAUGGAAGAAGGAAUAUUUAACAGGUAUUAUGGAAGCUUAUAGACCGAAAGACAAACGGGAAGAGCCAGUCAUAUCGGUUGGAGAUAUAGUUCUUUUAAAGGAUGACGAUACAAAACGCACUUUUUGGAAAUUAUGUAAAAUUCUUGAGUUGAUUGAACAGAUUGUACAUAAUGAUUGUACAGAUGGAAGAGUAAGAUCAGCAAAGAUCCAGAUAGCAGGUGAAAGGAGUAAGGGUAAAGUAUUUAGACGUCCCUUGAAAUUACUUGUACCUUUAGAAAUUGCAUGUAAGGAACCUAACACAGAAGCAAAUCAAGUCAACGCACCUAUAGCGCCUGCGCAGCCAGCAGAUAGAACUAUUACGCGAUCUAAGCGCGCAGCUGCAAAGUUAGGAGAGUUUCUUAGAAGAGACAAUAUGUAA
Molecule: messenger RNA, 1098 nt
Organism: Rhopilema esculentum
Lineage: Eukaryota; Metazoa; Cnidaria; Scyphozoa; Rhizostomeae; Rhizostomatidae
Source: RefSeq, a predicted model, not a curated record